Molecule: messenger RNA, 1566 nt
Organism: Indicator indicator
Lineage: Eukaryota; Metazoa; Chordata; Aves; Piciformes; Indicatoridae
Product: cytochrome P450 2D14
Exons: 9
Coding region: 1-1524 (507 amino acids)
Biological process (GO): arachidonate metabolic process; xenobiotic metabolic process
Cellular component (GO): intracellular membrane-bounded organelle; cytoplasm
Molecular function (GO): heme binding; iron ion binding; oxidoreductase activity, acting on paired donors, with incorporation or reduction of molecular oxygen, reduced flavin or flavoprotein as one donor, and incorporation of one atom of oxygen
Source: RefSeq, a predicted model, not a curated record
AUGUCACUGCUCCUGUGGCUGGGGUCUCAGCUGUCAUCCUCCUGGAGCAAUAUCUCUAUACUAGGAGUUUUUCUGACAGUCUUUACUUUACUUUUUGACUUCAUGAAGCGCAGGAGGACGUGGAGCCGUUACCCACCAGGACCAGUUUCGCUGCCAUUCAUUGGGACCAUGCUGCACGUUGACUUCCACAAACCUCACAUCUCCUUCAACCAGCUUCGCAAGAAGUAUGGAGACAUCUACAACCUGCAGAACUGCUGGACCAACCUGGUAGUACUGAAUGGGUAUAAAACGGUGAAGGAAGCCCUGGUCCACAAGUCAGAGGACUUUGCUGACCGGCCAUACUUUCCAAUGUAUGAACAUCUGGGCUAUGACAAAAAAUCCCAAGGGGUGGCCAUAGCAAGAUACGGGCACAGCUGGAAGGAGCUAAGAAAAUUCACGCUCACUACUUUGAGGAACUUUGGAAUGGGAAAGAAAUCCUUGGAGGAGCGAGUGGUAGAGGAAGCAAGAUUUCUGUGCUCUGCAGUCAACGCUGAAGAAGGUCGUCCUUUCGAUUUGCGUUUUCUUGUGAACAAUGCAGUGUGCAACGUGAUCUGCACCACUGUCUAUGGGGAGCGUUUUGACUAUGGUGAUGAGACAUUCAAGAAGCUGCUACAGGUGUUUGAAAACUCCUUGAAUGAAGAGACUGGAUUCAUGGCUCAGCUUCUUAACGUGGUGCCCUUUUUGCUGCACAUCCCCGGGGUGACACAGAAAGUCUUUGGAGAGCAAAAGGCAUUCAUAGACUUCUUAAACGUGCUCGUAGAUAAGCACAUGGAGACCUGGGACCCUGCUCACAUCAGAGACUUCACUGAUGCAUUUUUAAAGGAAAUGAAGGAGGAUAAGAAGGAUGAAGAGAACGCUUUCAACUGUGGCAACCUUCGUCUGGUGACCUCAGACUUGUUUACAGCUGGUACUGAGACCACCUCCACCACCCUCCGUUGGGCAGUUCUGUACAUGCUUUUACACCCAGAAAUACAGAGUAAGGUCCAAGACGAGAUUGAUAAGGUGAUUGGCAGAGAGAGACCACCCACCAUGGCAGACCAAGAGAACAUGCCCUAUACCAAUGCUGUGAUCCAUGAAGUGCAACGCUACGGAGAUGUUGCUCCUGUUGGAUUGCCUCACAUGACGUACCGGGACACCGAGCUGCAAGGCUUCUUCAUCCCCAAGGGUACAACAGUCAUCACCAACUUGUCUUCCGUGCUGAAGGAUGAGACAGUCUGGGAGAAGCCAAAUGAGUUUUACCCUGAACAUUUUCUGGAUGCCAACGGGCAGUUUGUGAAACGAGAGGCCUUCCUGCCUUUCUCAGCAGGUCGUCGAGUCUGCCUGGGGGAACAGCUGGCCAGGAUGGAGCUCUUUCUUUUCUUUACCUCUCUCCUGCAGAAAUUCACUUUUGUGCUCCCCAAGGACCAACCCAGGCCACGAGAGGAUGCUCACUUUGCACUCACAAACUCCCCACACCCAUACCUUGUGCAAGCUGUCCCAAGAUAAGUGCACACCACUCUCACUUGCACGCCAUCACCAAUACAAACU